[Candida] anglica is the source of this 1367-nucleotide messenger RNA. The record is from the annotation of a GenBank genome assembly. Lineage: Eukaryota; Fungi; Ascomycota; Pichiomycetes; Serinales; Debaryomycetaceae.
UUUAUACUAGGUACAUCAAGUACAAUUAUCGUUUGGAAUAUAUAUCAUAUGACACAUAUAUUAUGCAUUGUUAAACCAUGUCAUUAAAUCGUAACGGAAUCAAAAAAAUCCAAUUCAUUGUUCAAGAUACGGCAUUAGUACAAUUGCCAAGGGUACCUAGAUAUAUAAACUCCUUAGUUUCACGACCAAGAAAAGUUCCACAAGAUGUGGUUGAUAGAGUAUGGGAACAAAAGUCAUAUAUAGUAAUGAAGGAACACUUCUUUCUGUCCCAGAGAUUGAACAAGGGUGUUCCGGUACCUUCUUUCCCAGCGAGUGAAACAUCUAUUCAAAUAAUCCUAGAACUCAUAUAUUCACCAUUCAUCAAUUUAUACAAAAACAUUCAAUUUGAUUGGCAAAAGAAAAAUAGAAACGUAAGAGUUAGAGCACACCAAUACUAUACCCGCAAGAUAGAGGAAAUUCAAGUUUGUAAACCAUGGUUUCAUCUUCAGAGAUACUUAGAUAAUGCUCCAUCGACUAUAUUACUAAGUAGUUCCAUAUGGGAUAUGGUUCCAUUAACCCCUAAAUUUGAAAAUCAAUCAUUCAUGUGUGAUUAUCUAAAGCCAUCAUUUAUUAAUAUGACUAAAUUUCAAUCGACAAAAGAUUUUGAGAAUAUAUAUACAUAUCUGCAUCAGUUUGAAUAUAAUAGUGAUAUGAUAAGAAGGGCCAUAGUACCCGAAAUUGGUAUCAGAUAUUUGGUGAUCUGCGAAGAGUCGAACAUUAGUAAUAUCUUAAAAGACAUAGCGAAGAAAGAAAAUUUUAAAAUAAUUUUGGUUAAGGGAAUUCAAAAUGAACUGCAAGCAUUAACUCACUUGGUUGCCAGAAAGCCCAAACCAAUCGCUCCAAUUGUCGUUCCAAAAUUCUCGACAUUACCCGAUAAGAAAACCAAAGCCGAGCGUAAAAAAGAUAAUAAAGCGGCUAAAGCUACAAUGAAAGAAGAGAAACCUUUGAAUUAUGAGAAUGUGGAAGCCGAGAACAAACAGCAGAAAAUUGUUGAAUUACAUGAGAAGGAUAAAGUUGAACAAGCUAAGAUAGGGGAAAAUGCCCCAAUAUCUGAACUUGACGAAUUCCUUACAAGAUAUAUUAAUUAUCUCGAUGAUGCAGAAUUAUAUUUAGAUGAGAUAAAAGCAUCAUAUCUGGAAUUAUUAGAAAAGGAUUAUAUUGAAGUUCAUGGAAGCGAAGAACUCAGUAAACUUUUCAUUGCUCUUACGUCUGUAUUACCUAAAGAUUAGCUUGUCACUAAAUUUACCAUCGCCUCGAUACAAUAUCCAAUCUUCAUGUACAUAGAAAUACGAAUAUAAUAAUAAUAAUUAAUGAAUUCUACUUAGAUU